Messenger RNA from Microtus ochrogaster (prairie vole), 1537 nucleotides. RefSeq names its product boule homolog, RNA binding protein (gene Boll). Gene Ontology annotation, cellular component: cytoplasm. Gene Ontology annotation, molecular function: protein binding; mRNA 3'-UTR binding; translation activator activity. Gene Ontology annotation, biological process: 3'-UTR-mediated mRNA stabilization; positive regulation of translational initiation. Lineage: Eukaryota; Metazoa; Chordata; Mammalia; Rodentia; Cricetidae. The transcript has 13 exons. Bases 1 to 1239 code for a protein of 412 amino acids. The record is from RefSeq and is a predicted model, not a curated record.
AUGCCGGAGGAAACACUCUGCAAAGUGGCAAAUCUGAGUGAGACUGUCAUAGCGUGUGGCGUGGGGGUGACACUUGGCACCGCCAGGGGUGAAAUGCAAGCUCUCCCUGCAAAUCCUUAUGGCAAGCCCAUGCUAGGGUUUGCUAGAACCCUGGGGUUUCACACGAGCCUGGAGGUUCUACGAGCGGUUUCUACGUUCACUCUGCAAUCUGACACUGUUCGAGGCAACAGACACGUGAAAGCGUAUGCCAGUGAACACAGGAAGGCGGCACAUAGACACAAUAUUAGAGUCUUGGAGAAACAAGGAAACCGCACGACUUGUACCAAAACUCAAGAUAAGCGGCAACAUCAGAUUAACUUUUACAAUGGAUUUCCACAGACAACAAAUCAAACACAGACAGAUUCAUUAUCUCCAUCCCCCAAUCCUGUAUCGCCUGUGCCUUUGAAUAACCAAACAAGUGCCCCGAGAUACGGAACCGUGAUCCCUAACCGCAUCUUCGUAGGAGGAAUUGACUUUAAGACAAAUGAAAAUGAUUUAAGAAAAUUUUUUUCCCAGUAUGGGUCUGUAAAAGAAGUGAAGAUUGUUAAUGACAGAGCCGGAGUAUCCAAAGGGUAUGGUUUCAUCACUUUUGAGACUCAAGAAGAUGCACAAAAAAUCUUACAAGAGGCUGAAAAACUUAAUUACAAAGAUAAGAAACUGAACAUUGGUCCAGCUAUAAGAAAACAACAAAUAGGGAUUCCUCGUUCCAGUAUAAUGCCUGCUGCUGGAACAAUGUACCUGACCACGUCGACUGGAUACCCUUACACUUACCACAACGGCGUGGCUUACUUCCAUACUCCAGAGGUCACUUCUGUCCCGCCGUCUUGGCCUUCGCGGUCCAUAUCUAGUUCUCCCGUGAUGGUAGCUCAGCCGGUUUAUCAGCAACCUGCAUAUCACUACCAGGCCCCAGCACAGUGUUUACCAGGGCAGUGGCAGUGGGGGGUUCCCCAGUCCCCUGCCUCUUCUGCUCCGUUCUUAUACCUGCAGCCAUCCGAGGUUAUUUAUCAGCCGGUAGAAAUCGCACAAGAUGGUGGCUGUGUCCCUCCUGCACUGUCCCUGAUGGAAGCUUCCGUCCCAGAGCCAUACUCUGACCAUGGAGUCCAAGCAGCAUACCACCAGGUCUAUGCUCCCGGCGCCGUUAUGCCUGCACCUGUGAUGCAGCCUGAGCCAAUUAAAACAGUGUGGAGCAUUCAUUAUUAAGACAAUUUGGGCAGCUCUAGUCCAGCUCAACUGAUUUCUUGUCCAUUGAUCCUUGUGUGACCAAGAUCCAGCUUCAAGGAACCGGCUAGAAGCUGCCCGUUGUGAAACUUAGGGUUAGUUAAUAUCUCACCAUACUUAUUUAUUCCAUUAUAAGCUGUCUGAAUUUGAUGAAAUUUGCUUUUACUGCUGUUUUACAAUUUUUAAUUAGGUAGAUGUGGCAUUUGGCUUUUUAUGUUAGUUAAAUUGCAGUAACUUUCUACAUGUUUUAUCCAUUCCAUAAAUAAUAGCUAUCCCAACA